UGCUUUUCAUACCCCUACCAUGGGGGGAGCUGUUGUCCAUCAGUUAAUUUGACAGCAAACGUUUUCGAGGUUAAUUUAUAUAUGUGGUUUAUUUGUGAUUGUGUGGUUCUGAUUUGGAACGCUUGCUUUAACCUUAUCAAGUGAUUAAACAGUUUGGGCGCAGCCCCCUUGUCUGGCAAUAAUGACGGGGUGGUAUUACGACAAGAAAGAGUUACGAAAUACACCCUCGGCCCAGGAUGGUAUUGAUUACGACACCGAAAUGCGUUACCGCAAAGAAGGGGCUCGCUUUAUUAUCAAUACUGGGGCCAAAAUGGACCUCGGUUAUAACACAACAGCGACUGGAGUUGUGUAUUUUCACCGUUUUUACAUGUUCCAUUCGUUCCGCCAAUUUCCCCGGUACGUAACAGCUUGCUGUUGCUUAUUCCUGGCUGGGAAAGUUGAAGAAACGCCCAAAAAAUGCAAAGACAUUAUAAAAACUGCACGUGGGUUGUUGUCAGAUCAGAAAUUUGCGACUUUCGGCGACGAUCCGAAAGAAGAAGUAAUGACUUUGGAACGCAUUCUGUUACAAACAAUCAAGUUUGAUUUACAAGUCGAGCACCCUUACAGCUACUUGUUAAAAUACGCCAAGUGCCUAAAAGGCGACAAAAACAAACUGCAAAAAAUGGUCCAAAUGGCUUGGACUUUCGUCAACGACAGUCUUUGCACAACCCUAGCCCUGCAAUGGGAACCCGAAAUAAUCGCAGUGGCCCUCAUGUACCUCGCUGGCAAGCUCAGCCAGUUCGAGGUGGUCGACUGGGUGGGGCGCACGCCCAAACACCUCCGCUGGUGGGACAUGUUCGUCGAAGACAUCACCAUGGACCUCCUCGAAGACAUCUGCCACCAAGUCCUCGACUUGUACUCGCAACCCAGCACUAGUCCCGCCCCAGACAGCCCCCCGCUGCCCCCAAGACCCACCACCGCCAGCCGCAAGUCGACCAAUGGCCAGGAAAAACUCGAAAUCCCCGAAAUGAUACCUCCCAUUAAUACGAAAAUUCCGCCGCCUCCGGACGUCCCCCAGUACCCUUACCAGACGUUCACGGGAGCCCCGCCCCCAGUGGCCGCCUAUCCGGCGCCGCCGUACGCAGCACCGCUCCCGGCUCCGCCAGGACCACAUUUAGCAGCGCCGCCCCCAGGGCCACCGCCACAUUUGAAUGCUCCACCGGCUGUCUUUCCGCCGUAUGUCACGCAUCCGCCACCUUUUCCGCCGAUGGGGCCACCGGCUGGGCCGUAUUAUCAGUUGACGCCGCCCCCAGGACAACACCCCCCAAGACCCUACUAGGUUUUGUGGGUUUAAAUUAAGUGAAAGACUGGUUUAAUAUAUUUAGUGUUUAUUGUAAAAAAAUGCGCAACAAAAUUAGUGAAAUACAUUGUUUCAAUAAA
Molecule: messenger RNA, 1419 nt
Organism: Tribolium castaneum (red flour beetle)
Lineage: Eukaryota; Metazoa; Arthropoda; Insecta; Coleoptera; Tenebrionidae
Gene: CycK
Product: Cyclin K
Exons: 4
Coding region: 182-1318 (378 amino acids)
Biological process (GO): positive regulation of DNA-templated transcription, elongation; regulation of transcription by RNA polymerase II
Cellular component (GO): nucleus; cyclin/CDK positive transcription elongation factor complex
Molecular function (GO): cyclin-dependent protein serine/threonine kinase activator activity
Source: RefSeq, a predicted model, not a curated record